This is a messenger RNA of Closterium sp. Naga37s-1, 2007 nucleotides long. The record is from the annotation of a GenBank genome assembly. NCBI's taxonomy places the organism in Eukaryota, Viridiplantae, Streptophyta, Zygnematophyceae, Desmidiales, Closteriaceae.
AUGUCCCUCUUCCUCGCAUGUCCCUCUUCCUCGCAUGUCCCUCUUCCUCGCAUGUCCCUCUUCCUCGCAUGUCCCUCUUCCUCGCAUGUCCCUCUUCCUCGCAUGUCCCUCUUCCUCGCAUGUCCCUCUUCCUCGCAUGUCCCUCUUCCUCGCAUGUCCCUCUUCCUCGCAUGUCCCUCUUCCUCGCAUGUCCCUCUUCCUCGCAUGUCCCUCUUCCUCGCAUGUCCCUCUUCCUCGCAUGUCCCUCUUCCUCGCAUGUCCCUCUUCCUCGCAUGUCCCUCUUCCUCGCAUGUCCCUCUUCCUCGCAUGUCCCUCUUCCUCGCAUGUCCCUCUUCCUCGCAUGUCCCUCUUCCUCGCAUGUCCCUCUUCCUCGCAUGUCCCUCUUCCUCGCAUGUCCCUCUUCCUCGCAUGUCCCUCUUCCUCGCAUGUCCCUCUUCCUCGCAUGUCCCUCUUCCUCGCAUGUCCCUCUUCCUCGCAUGUCCCUCUUCCUCGCAUGUCCCUCUUCCUCGCAUGUCCCUCUUCCUCGCAUGUCCCUCUUCCUCGCAUGUCCCUCUUCCUCGCAUGUCCCUCUUCCUCGCAUGUCCCUCUUCCUCGCAUGUCCCUCUUCCUCGCAUGUCCCUCUUCCUCGCAUGUCCCUCUUCCUCGCAUGUCCCUCUUCCUCGCAUGUCCCUCUUCCUCGCAUGUCCCUCUUCCUCGCAUGUCCCUCUUCCUCGCAUGUCCCUCUUCCUCGCAUGUCCCUCUUCCUCGCAUGUCCCUCUUCCUCGCAUGUCCCUCUUCCUCGCAUGUCCCUCUUCCUCGCAUGUCCCUCUUCCUCGCAUGUCCCUCUUCCUCGCAUGUCCCUCUUCCUCGCAUGUCCCUCUUCCUCGCAUGUCCCUCUUCCUCGCAUGUCCCUCUUCCUCGCAUGUCCCUCUUCCUCGCAUGUCCCUCUUCCUCGCAUGUCCCUCUUCCUCGCAUGUCCCUCUUCCUCGCAUGUCCCUCUUCCUCGCAUGUCCCUCUUCCUCGCAUGUCCCUCUUCCUCGCAUGUCCCUCUUCCUCGCAUGUCCCUCUUCCUCGCAUGUCCCUCUUCCUCGCAUGUCCCUCUUCCUCGCAUGUCCCUCUUCCUCGCAUGUCCCUCUUCCUCGCAUGUCCCUCUUCCUCGCAUGUCCCUCUUCCUCGCAUGUCCCUCUUCCUCGCAUGUCCCUCUUCCUCGCAUGUCCCUCUUCCUCGCAUGUCCCUCUUCCUCGCAUGUCCCUCUUCCUCGCAUGUCCCUCUUCCUCGCAUGUCCCUCUUCCUCGCAUGUCCCUCUUCCUCGCAUGUCCCUCUUCCUCGCAUGUCCCUCUUCCUCGCAUGUCCCUCUUCCUCGCAUGUCCCUCUUCCUCGCAUGUCCCUCUUCCUCGCAUGUCCCUCUUCCUCGCAUGUCCCUCUUCCUCGCAUGUCCCUCUUCCUCGCAUGUCCCUCUUCCUCGCAUGUCCCUCUUCCUCGCAUGUCCCUCUUCCUCGCAUCCCUCCAACAGGCUAUCUCCUCGCCAUUGGCAAGACCAUCACAACCUCCUGCUGCUUGCUGUCAUUGCUCCCCUCACACCUUGACUCACCACUUCAUGUCAUCUCUCUCUUCCCCUCUCCUUCUCCCUGCCCCAUCUCCCUCACAGGCUAUCUCCUUGCCACUGGCAAGACCGUCUACAAGCUCGUGCUGCUCUCACCCGCAUUGCUCCCCCACACCUGGACUCACCCCUUUUCCUGUUUCCUGUGCCUCUCUUCUCCUCCCUGCAUCUCCCUCGCAGGCUAUCUCCUCGCCACCGGCAAGACCGUCUAUGGGCUUGUGCUGCUCGGCCUCAUUCCUCCCCAUCGUUUGACUGGCCCCUUCACCUGCUAUCUCCUCGCCACCGGCAAGACCGUUUAUGGGCUUGUGCUACUUGGCCUUAUUGCUCCCCAAAUCUUCUUCCAGAACGACGUCAAGUACCAGGCUAGCACACAGCCCUUCUUGGUGUUCGGCCUGCUCUGCACAGCUCUGGCUAUCGGCAACCAAUAG